This is a messenger RNA of Pelobates cultripes (western spadefoot toad), 14766 nucleotides long. Lineage: Eukaryota; Metazoa; Chordata; Amphibia; Anura; Pelobatidae. The record is from the annotation of a GenBank genome assembly.
CGGGCUUGUAGGUCUGACGGACGGGGCGGUCGUCGAAUCGGCAGACCGGAAGCAGAGGCAGGGGGAGGGAUUGAUUGGGCGCCUUGUUCGCAGAAGCGGCUUCCGUCGGGCACGAGCUUCUUUUUUGCUGCGCGGGAGGGCGGCUCGACUGAUCCGAGGAGGAGACCCGGCUCGCUGCUAACGGCUGUUCGGGUGAGCUUUCCCGUCACAGGGCUGGGGAUGGAUCGGAGGAGGAGGGGGGGGGAGACCCGGGGCCGGCCUGGCCGGGGAAACUGUGUGUGUGAGGGAGAGAGGGAUGGUGUGUGUAGGCCGUGCCUGCAGUGAGAGGGCGGUUACACACUAUACACACACUAUGGGUACUAUGGGACUGCUCUCACACAAUGCACCGGGUUUAUACAAUAUCUAUUACUGUAUGGGCUGCUAUAUCAGUACACACAGAGAGAGGGAUGGUGUGUGUAGGCCGUGCCUGCAGUGAGAGGGCGGUUACACACUACACACUAUACACACACUAUGGGUACUAUGGGGCUGCUCUCACACAAUGCACUGGGUUUAUACAAUAUCUAUUACUGUAUGGGCUGCUAUAUCAGCACACACAGAGAGAGGGAUGGUGUGUGUAGGCCGUGCCUGCAGUGAGAGGGCAGUUACACACUAUACACACACUAUGGGACUGCUCUCACACCAUGCACCGGGUUUAUACAAUAUCUAUUACUGUAUGGGCUGCUAUAUCAGCACACACAGAGAGAGGGAUGGUGUGUGUAGGCCGUGCCUGCAGUGAGAGAGCGGUUACACACUAUACACACACUAUGGGUACUAUGGGGCUGCUCUCACACAAUGCACCGGGUUUAUACAAUAUUUAUUACUGUAUGGGCUGCUAUAUCAGCACACAGAGAGAGAGGGAUGGUGUGUGUGUGUAGGCCGUGCCUGCAGUGAGAGGGCAGUUACACACUAUACACACACUAUGGGUACUAUGGGGCUGCUCUCACACAAUGCACCGGGUUUAUACAAUAUCUAUUACUGUAUGGGCUGCUAUAUCAGCACACAGAGAGAGGGGGAUGGUGUGUGUGUGUAGGCCGUGCCUGCAGUGAGAGGGCGGUUACACACCAUACACACACUAUGGGUACUAUGGGACUGCUCUCACACAAUGCACCGGGUUUAUACAAUAUCUAUUACUGUAUGGGCUGCUAUAUCAGCACACAGAGAGAGGGAUGGUGUGUGUAGGCCGUGCCAGCAGUGAGAGGGCGGUUACACACUAUACACACACUAUGGGUACUAUGGGGCUGCUCUCACACAAUGCACGGGUUUAUACAAUAUCUAUUACUGUAUGGGCUGCUAUAUCAGCACACAGAGAGAGGGAUGGUGUGUGUAGGCCGUGCCUGCAGUGAGAGGGCGGUUUACACUAUACACACACUAUGGGUACUAUGGGGCUGCUCUCACACAAUGCACGAGGGUUUAUACAAUAUCUAUUGCUGUAUGGGCUGCUAUAUCAGUACACAGAGAGAGGGAUGGUGUGUGUGUAGGCCGUGCCUGCAGUGAGAGGGCGGUUACACACUAUACACACACUAUGGGUACUAUGGGACUGCUCUCACACAAUGCACCGGGUUUAUACAAUAUCUAUUACUGUAUGGGCUGCUAUAUCAGCACACACAGAGAGAGAGGGAUGGUGUGUGUAGGCCGUGCCUGCAGUGAGAGGGCGGUUACACACUAUACACACACUAUGGGUACUAUGGGGCUGCUCUCACACAAUGCACCGGGUUUAUACAAUAUCUAUUACUGUAUGGGCUGCUAUAUCAGCACACACACAGAGAGAGGGAUGGUGUGUGUAGGCCGUGCCUGCAGUGAGAGGGCGGUUACACACUAUACACACACUAUGGGUACUAUGGGACUGCUCUCACACAAUGCACCGGGUUUAUACAAUAUCUAUUACUGUAUGGGCUGCUAUAUCAGUACACACAGAGAGAGGGAUGGUGUGUGUAGGCCGUGCCAGCAGUGAGAGGGCGGUUACACACUACACACUAUACACACACUAUGGGUACUAUGGGGCUGCUCUCACACAAUGCACUGGGUUUAUACAAUAUCUAUUACUGUAUGGGCUGCUAUAUCAGCACACACAGAGAGAGGGAUGGUGUGUGUAGGCCGUGCCUGCAGUGAGAGGGCAGUUACACACUAUACACACACUAUGGGACUGCUCUCACACCAUGCACCGGGUUUAUACAAUAUCUAUUACUGUAUGGGCUGCUAUAUCAGCACACACAGAGAGAGGGAUGGUGUGUGUAGGCCGUGCCAGCAGUGAGAGGGCGGUUACACACUAUACACACACUAUGGGUACUAUGGGGCUGCUCUCACACAAUGCACUGGGUUUAUACAAUAUCUAUUACUGUAUGGGCUGCUAUAUCAGCACACAGAGAGAGAGGGAUGGUGUGUGUAGGCCGUGCCUGCAGUGAGAGGGCGGUUACACACUAUACACACACUAUGGGUACUAUGGGGCUGCUCUCACACAAUGCACCGGGUUUAUACAAUAUCUAUUACUGUAUGGGCUGCUAUAUCAGCACACAGAGAGAGGGAUGGUGUGUGUAGGCCGUGCCUGCAGUGAGAGAGCGGUUACACACUAUACACACACUAUGGGUACUAUGGGGCUGCUCUCACACAAUGCACCGGGUUUAUACAAUAUUUAUUACUGUAUGGGCUGCUAUAUCAGCACACAGAGAGAGAGGGAUGGUGUGUGUGUGUAGGCCGUGCCUGCAGUGAGAGGGCAGUUACACACUAUACACACACUAUGGGUACUAUGGGGCUGCUCUCACACAAUGCACCGGGUUUAUACAAUAUCUAUUACUGUAUGGGCUGCUAUAUCAGCACACAGAGAGAGAGGGAUGGUGUGUGUAGGGCGUGCCUGCAGUGAGAGGGCGGUUACACACUAUACACACACUAUGGGUACUAUGGGACUGCUCUCACACAAUGUACUGGGUUUAUACAAUAUCUAUUACUGUAUGGGCUGCUAUAUCAGCACACACAGAGAGAGGGAUGGUGUGUGUAGGCCGUGCCUGCAGUGAGAGGGCGGUUACACACUAUACACACACUAUGGGUACUAUGGGGCUGCUCUCACACAAUGUACCGGGUUUAUACAAUAUCUAUUACUGUAUGGGCUGCUAUAUCAGCACACAGAGAGAGAGGGAUGGUGUGUGUAGGCCGUGCCUGCAGUGAGAGGGCGGUUACACACUAUACACACACUAUGGGUACUAUGGGGCUGCUCUCACACAAUGCACCGGGUUUAUACAAUAUCUAUUGCUGUAUGGGCUGCUAUAUCAGUACACAGAGAGAGGGAUGGUGUGUGUGUAGGCCGUGCCUGCAGUGAGAGGGCGGUUACACACUAUACACACACUAUGGGUACUAUGGGACUGCUCUCACACAAUGCACCGGGUUUAUACAAUAUCUAUUACUGUAUGGGCUGCUAUAUCAGCACACACAGAGAGAGAGGGAUGGUGUGUGUAGGCCGUGCCUGCAGUGAGAGGGCGGUUACACACUAUACACACACUAUGGGUACUAUGGGGCUGCUCUCACACAAUGCACCGGGUUUAUACAAUAUCUAUUACUGUAUGGGCUGCUAUAUCAGCACACACACAGAGAGAGGGAUGGUGUGUGUAGGCCGUGCCUGCAGUGAGAGGGCGGUUACACACUAUACACACACUAUGGGUACUAUGGGACUGCUCUCACACAAUGCACCGGGUUUAUACAAUAUCUAUUACUGUAUGGGCUGCUAUAUCAGUACACACAGAGAGAGGGAUGGUGUGUGUAGGCCGUGCCAGCAGUGAGAGGGCGGUUACACACUACACACUAUACACACACUAUGGGUACUAUGGGGCUGCUCUCACACAAUGCACUGGGUUUAUACAAUAUCUAUUACUGUAUGGGCUGCUAUAUCAGCACACACAGAGAGAGGGAUGGUGUGUGUAGGCCGUGCCUGCAGUGAGAGGGCAGUUACACACUAUACACACACUAUGGGACUGCUCUCACACCAUGCACCGGGUUUAUACAAUAUCUAUUACUGUAUGGGCUGCUAUAUCAGCACACACAGAGAGAGGGAUGGUGUGUGUAGGCCGUGCCUGCAGUGAGAGGGCAGUUACACACUAUACACACACUAUGGGUACUAUGGGACUGCUCUCACACAAUGCACCGGGUUUAUACAAUAUCUAUUACUGUAUGGGCUGCUAUAUCAGCACACAGAGAGAGGGAUGGUGUGUGUAGGCCGUGCCUGCAGUGAGAGGGCGGUUACACACUAUACACACACUAUGGGUACUAUGGGGCUGCUCUCACACAAUGCACCGGGUUUAUACAAUAUCUAUUACUGUAUGGGCUGCUAUAUCAGCACACAGAGAGAGAGGGAUGUGUGUGUGUAGGCCGUGCCUGCAGUGAGAGGGCAGUUACACACUAUACACACACUAUGGGUACUAUGGGGCUGCUCUCACACAAUGCACCGGGUUUAUACAAUAUCUAUUACUGUAUGGGUUGCUAUAUCAGCACACAGAGAGAGAGGGAUGGUGUGUGUAGGCCGUGCCUGCAGUGAGAGAGCGGUUACACACUAUACACACACUAUGGGUACUAUGGGACUGCUCUCACACAAUGCACCGGGUUUAUACAAUAUCUAUUACUGUAUGGGCUGCUAUAUCAGCACACAGAGAGAGGGGGAUGGUGUGUGUAGGCCAUGCCAGCAGUGAGAGGGCGGUUACACACUAUACACACACUAUGGGUACUAUGGGACUGCUCUCACACAAUGCACCGGGUUUAUACAAUAUCUAUUACUGUAUGGGCUGCUAUAUCAGCACACAGAGAGAGGGAUGGUGUGUGUAGGCCAUGCCUGCAGUGAGAGGGCGGUUACACACUAUACACACACUAUGGGUACUAUGGGGCUGCUCUCACACAAUGCACUGGGUUUAUACAAUAUCUAUUACUGUAUGGGCUGCUAUAUCAGCACACAGAGAGGGAGGGAUGGUGUGUGUAGGCCGUGCCUGCAGUGAGAGGGCGGUUACACACUAUACACACACUAUGGGUACUAUGGGACUGCUCUCACACAAUGCACCGGGUUUAUACAAUAUCUAUUACUGUAUGGGCUGCUAUAUCAGCACACAGAGAGAGAGGGAUGGUGUGUGUAGGCCGUGCCUGCAGUGAGAGGGCAGUUACACACUAUACACACACUAUGGGUACUAUGGGGCUGCUCUCACACAAUGCACCGGGUUUAUACAAUAUCUAUUACUGUAUGGGCUGCUAUAUCAGCACACAGAGAGAGAGGGAUGGUGUGUGUAGGCCGUGCCUGCAGUGAGAGAGCGGUUACACACUAUACACACACUAUGGGUACUAUGGGGCUGCUCUCACACAAUGCACCGGGUUUAUACAAUAUCUAUUACUGUAUGGGCUGCUAUAUCAGCACACACACAGAGAGAGGGAUGGUGUGUGUAGGCCGUGCCUGCAGUGAGAGGGCGGUUACACACUAUACACACACUAUGGGUACUAUGGGACUGCUCUCACACAAUGCACCGGGUUUAUACAAUAUCUAUUACUGUAUGGGCUGCUAUAUCAGCACACACAGAGAGAGGGGGAUGGUGUGUGUAGACCGUGCCUGCAGUGAGAGGGCGGUUACACACUAUACACACACUAUACACACACUAUGGGUACUAUGGGACUGCUCUCACACAAUGCACUGGGUUUAUACAAUAUCUAUUACUGUAUGGGCUGCUAUAUCAGCACACAGAGAGAGGGAAAUAGACAGCUCAUCAAAAUGUUUUAUUAAAUAUUUACUAAAUAUAAUAAACUAAAGGGGAAGUAAGAGAUUGGGGGGGGGGGGCAAUGUUAUAUAUAUUGAUUUAAUAAAUAGAGAAAUCCAUCAAAAUGCGUGUAAAUAUUUACAAAAUACAAUAAACUUAAGGGGUGGGAAGGGUGCACAAGGUAAGAUUGUGGGGGGGGUCUCUUCCUCGUAUCUGCUUAAAUAUUUUACCCUAAAUUUUCCCAUUGGGUUUUCAGUUCCAGAUUUUUAGUAAAUGCUGGAAUGAUGCCUAAUCUUUGGUCCAUUCGAUGUCUUCCUUGAUGCACUAUUAAUUAUAGAAAUAGUACCUUGGUUCACAUCAGAAUCAGAACCAAUAGUUUGCCAUUGUACUUUUGCACAAAAAGCAAUGAAUAUAAUUUUACAUUUUAGUGUUCAGUAUUGAUGAGUCACUGUGUAUUUAUCAUGUCUCAAAUGUAAUGUUUUAUUGAAAUCUUUUGAUCAAGAGUAGAUGCAUUUUAGAAUUACGUGAGUGACAGAAUGUAGCAAAAUAGCUGGGUUUUGCCCAACAUUUGAUUACCAUAUGGAAUGCAAACAUUUGGAGUAUACAUUGUAGUGAGUUUUGUAACACUUGAGAAAUUGUCAAUACUUGAAAAUGGCGGUGUGGCAGGGGGAAAGCCACCUACAAACUAAAUGGGAGUGUGCAAGUUCCAUAAGAUGGUUUAAGUGCCUCUGUUGGGUCAGUUUGCGUUCCAGAAUUCUGAGGUUUGGCAUUGGUUAUGCCAUUGAAAAGCUUUUGAUUAUUGCAUACCAUUCAAAUGAAUAGGUGGAGGCUGGACCUUACUGAAUCUAUUAUGUUAUAGACCAUCUGGGGUCUUUAGAGCACUACAGUAGGUCUCAAGGCUGCCAGUCUCUGAUUCCUAUUAGAUGGCAAUCUCAUAGAAGAACAUAAGGCAGGUCAAUUAAUACCAGAUGGGAAGGGAGCUUCCAACAUUUGAAAAUUUUCAGCACUUGCGCAUAUAUAUGCGUGUGUGUGUGUGUGUGUGUGUGUGUGUGUAUGUGUGUGUGUGUGUGUGUGUGUAUGUGUGUGUAUAUAUAUGUAUAUAUGUGUGUGUAUGUAUAUGUAUGUAUAUUAUAUAUAUAUAUAUAUAUAUAUAUAUAUAUAUAUUAUAUAUAUUAAUUAUUUUUCUUUACUAUUAUGGCAAUUUGGUUAGGUCAGUUCAUGAGUUUUGGUGGUUUAUGUAAACACCAUAGUGAACCCUAACUGGGAUCUCAAUCAGCUACAUAACUUAGGACAUAUAAGAGCCAGAGUGGCCUUGUACACACAGGAGCCUUAACUGUUUCGUUGUCUCUAUCAGAAUGUUUUGCCACCGACCAUGAAACGAACAUUGGAAGCACUACAGCCCACUUUACUGGUUUCGCUGCAAGGAGUGCCCUUGUGCCUGUGGUGUCAUAGCACACCCUACUUCCUGGAAUCUCCUGUAUGAGAAUCUAACUAGCGUUACUGAGCUAAGCAGUACCGUGCUUAGUGACUGAGAGCAUCAGUUGAGUGAUAUGUCAUUUAGCCAUACUUGUCGAAAUAGAACAAUCGGGAUGUGGCGGACUUGAGUUGUUGGGUUUUUCUAAAAUGGUGUUCUAUAUUGUCAUAUGUUAGAUGGACUGCAUUCCAUAAGUGUGAUGUAUGGUCCUCAUACUAAGUUUGACUUUGCAGUGCAUUAAUGACUUUUCUUCUCGUAUAGAAGAAUCAUGCAGGGGAACCGAGGCUUUAAGAUGGACCAGCAGAAUCAUGCUCCUCGGAAGCAAAUGAUGCACCAGCAACAGCACCCACACCACCACCAACAGCAACAACAGCAGCAUCAUCAUCAGCAGCAUCAUCAUCAGCAGCAGCAUCAGCAAGAGGCUCCUUCACCUACUAAUGGGCAGCAGAUGAAUAGUCCCAGUAAGUGGUCCAUUUAUAGCGUUUCUCUGGUACUGGCAUUAAAGAGAUUAUAUUGACUGAAUUAUUUAAGUUAAUAUUUUUACUCCCUUCAUAGUAAAUAAGAGUUAGUGGUGGUAGUGAGAGGAUAUGUGUAUGCUCAUUAUAUGUAAUUUAUUUUUCCAGAUGAAGGGGUGACCAUUGAUCUGAAGAAUUUCCGUAAGCCAGGCGAGAAAACUUAUACUCAGAGGAGUCGUCUGUUUGUCGGUAACCUUCCAUCUGAUGUGACCGAGGAGGAGCUACGCAAAAUGUUUGAGAAGUAUGGCAAGGCUGGUGAGAUCUACAUACACAAGGACAAAGGAUUUGGCUUCAUCAGACUGGUGAGUUCCACGUGUUGCCUGGUCUAACAGGUUCUUCUGUUAUCUGCAGAAAUGAUUUCUCUAUAUUUACAAAUCAAGGGUAUCGCGGUGCGCAGGUUGACAAAAGCCAGCUGAUUAUUGGUUUGUGAGGCCAUUGCUUGCAGGCUUUGAAGGUUAUGUCCUCCAUUUAUGUCAAAGUGGGAUACUAUUUGUAUAAAAAAUGUCUCUAAUGCAGACUUUGACUUUAACAAUUGCAUGCACAGAGGAUGGUACCCACAGGUCUUUUUCAAAAUAAUCUUCAUUCUUGAUUUCAAGUAAGACAAAAUAAAUGUAUUAGUAAACAUUUCAGACCAACCUUAUUGAUAUUGUAUAAAUAAUUUAAGUGUUCCCAGUUUCCCUUAAAAUUGUCACUUUUUUCUAAAAUAAGACUGGGAAAUGCAGUUAGGCCCUGAAUCGCUUGAGGUGCCUGGAGUCUUUUUAAAGGACCACCGGGUGCUGUGGUCCUGUAGGUUUAACCCUGCAAUAUAAAACAUUUGCAGGGUUAAACAGAACACUAAAACUCGGUCAUGUGACUGCAGUCCCCCUCUGAAAGCACUGUGGAGUAUUGGAACUGAUAUUGGAGUAGGCAAUGCUCUUCCGUGAUGACAAAGUGCUAGAUAAAGGUAAUUUAAAAAAAAAAAAAAAGCAGCCAUGACUGUCAAAAUGUAACUAAAAAGGAUGCAGUGACCUUCUAUAAAUCACAUUAGAUUGAUAUAUUAGUGUGGCCAAGUUGCUAGCAAAUCUUAAUUUUUUAACAUAUAACCUAAUGAUAAAAGAUCUUGUCUCUUUUAGGGGUCCAGACCUAAUUUAAUUGUUACACUAUUAGGUUAUCCACAGGAAAACUCCAAAAAGUCUGACAUUUUAAAGGCGCAGAUCUCAAUAAAAAGUGUGUAGCUUUUUUCUUAAACUGCGGCCUGAUUCUUAUGUGCAGUCCUCCAUCCCUAUACACUUCAAAUGCUGCUCCUUGAGAAGCAUUGGGUACACCUGACGAAUGCACAGCAGCAGUCUCUGUCCAGUGCUUCUCUAUGAGAAGCAUUGUUGCAGUGUCCAGUCCUAGAAAUGUUAAAGGAUAUAGAUAAUGCUCUUCCUUGUUUAUACAUGUAAUGAGCACUGUUCUAUUACAAAAGGUCAGCUGACACGCUCAGCAAAUCACUCAUGUCCAUGACUGUGAACACUAAUGCUUCCUCAUCCGCCUGAGCAGCACAGAGGGGACGGCCUGCUGGGGCUCUUGUUUAGUCAUACAAAUGGUUUGGCACAGAACAGAAGAAGGGUCCUGGGGACUCCAGACAAUAUAACUAAUUCAAUGACAUGAUUGACUAAUUCCAUGAUACAGUGACCCUUAAUCAGUCUGGAAUUGAUCGUGCCUCUUAAUACAGCAAUGAAAAUAUUGUUUUUACUGCUUUUAUAUGGUUGUUGUGUGUACAUGUCCGUGUGUUUAUGAUUAUUUUGGGUUAUUGUUCAGACAUGACAGAACAUAUAUCUUAUUCACAGGAAACCCGUACUCUAGCUGAAAUUGCCAAGGCAGAGCUUGAUAACUUACCACUGCGUGGGAAGCAGUUGCGUGUUCGUUUUGCCUGCCACAGUGCUGCUCUUUCUGUGAAAAACCUUCCUCAGUUUGUGUCCAAUGAGCUUCUGGAGGAGGCCUUCUCCAUUUUUGGCCAGGUAGAAAGGGCCGUGGUAAUUGUGGAUGAUCGUGGAAGACCAACUGGCAAAGGCAUUGUCGAGUUUGCUUCUAAACCAUCUGCACGAAAAGCUCUUGACCGCUGUGCCGAUGGCUCAUAUCUCCUAACAGCGUAAGUAGUUUGAAUGAGGUGAAGACACGUUCUUGUUUUGAGUGAGAUAAAGUGAUGCUUGUCCCUUUUUAUAAGGUGAAUUUUGGACAAGUCUACUUGUAUAAGUGGUAGCUCAGAAAAAAAGUGGUGUACACAAUCCUCUUGUAAUGCCAUACAGUGGUAUUCAAAUCAACCCAUAUAGCUGUAUAACAGAUUCUUUCUUGCCUGUAUUUUACUGGCUAAUUUAACUUCCUGUUUAUUUUAAUAAGGAUCUGUAACCUCUGGAUUACUGGUUAUUUAUUUUUAUUUUUACAGCACAUGAAAGUGCCUCUAGUGUGGUUAAUCAUCUUUCCAUCCUAGUUCAUAUAAUGGUGGUUUGCAUUGUAUCCCUGGCUCUCCUGUCACAAAAUGACUAACAAAAAACCCCACAUGGCUCUGUUUUAGUUGUAUACCAUGUUUGUGUAAAAUUAAAGGUGUUUAUAUGGUUGAGCUGCAAUAAGAGCAGUUUGUGAGAGAACAAGAUGUAGUAAAAUGUUUGUUUGCAGGUUCCCCCGUCCCAUUACUGUGGAGCCUAUGGAUCAACAUGAUGAAGAAGAAGGCCUUCCAGAGAAACUAAUUAAUAAGAAUCAGAUGUACCACAAGUAUGUUCCCUGUGAUCUUUUGUAAAAAUCACUGUAACUUUAUUUGACUUUUCAGAAGGGUCCUUCAAAUGUGAAACUUGAUAGAAGUGAAAAGAAUACUGGAAGUCAUGAGUAUAGGAAUUGCCAUUGCACAAACAAUACCUAAUGGGCAGGCAAACUGCAGGCAUGAAAAUGAAUGCCAUAUACAAAGCAACAUAAAGCAUAGGUCUGCCUAGCAAGAAAAAAUAAUAAACAGCUGCUAUCUUUUGAGUCCUGCUUUUAAUCUAAUGCUGGGUUUAGCUAAAUAAAAAUAUUGUCAAAAGUUUUAUUUUUACUGCAUGUUUUUACAUUUGCAUCAAAGCAAUAACUAGGUUCACAAGUUGGGUAAUUGUAGUAUAUUGCAGAAGCAUUUUUGCGGAGGUUAGUCUACAUCAUUAGCAAGUGGAAAUCCAUGUAGCAAGCAAAGUGUGUAUUUUUCUGUACAUAUGUAUACAUUUUUGUUACAACAUGCUUUGUAAUAUAUCUAUAUAAUUCUCCCUUAUGGUUACAAUAACACAUGCUUGUACAAGACCCAAUUGAGCAAAUUCUAUGAUUAUUCAAUUUCUAAUUCCAACUGCAUCCACAGUUCUCUAUAUUGGAAAAUGUAGUAUCUUAUUGUAUGUUCUGAUGGUUCUAGGGAACGUGAGCAGCCCGCUCGGUUUGCCCAGCCUGGAAGCUUUGAGUAUGAGUAUGCCAUGCGUUGGAAAGCUCUGAUUGAAAUGGAGAAGCAGCAGCAGGAUCAAGUUGACCGCAACAUCAAGGAAGCACAAGAAAAGAUGGAGGUUGAGAUGGAGGCAGCACGGCACGAGCACCAGGUCAUGCUGAUGCGUCAAGGUGAGCAUGGAGUUCGAUGUUGACAUUAGAACACUUAUUCGUGGAACAAGCUUAUUUUUCCUUUUGAUCCUCAUAGCAUAACUACAUUUUGCAGCGGGUAUACAGCUGCUAGAGGUGGAGUUAAUCAUGCAAUGUAACUAUUCUAGUUAAUAAACUACAAUAAUUAUAAUUACAGGGUUAUUGGGCCCGGGACACUGCACCCAGAACACUUAAAUGAGCUGGAGUCUUCUGGGUGCCUAUAAUGGUUUACAAACGCUUUAAAACAUCUUCCGCACCUUCUGGGGUCUUGCAAAUACCCCUGAUGGUGACUUCAUCGUUUGGAGUGCGAUGGUAGGGCAGUUAUGGUGAAUUGUAUUUGGACACCGUCAUCUUUUGGCACUUCAUCUGCCAGGUUCCCACUUCAGUGAUGUACUCUCAUGUAUGCGCAAGCAUACAGCACUAAUGACAAAGGUCUCACAAGACCGUGGGAGCCUGGUAAAAUAUUUGAGCAAGAUAAUACCUUAUUCGGGUGAGUGAGAAAACUUGAUGGCUCUAGCUGUGCUUUUUACCAUAAUACAAAGUAUCUACUUUAUCUAAAAGAAUUUUGGCUGCAGUCUUUAGGUGCAUUUUAUGAAGAUUGUAUCUUUAUGAAAUGCUUGGUUGCUUUCUGUGCCCUAGCCCCCAAGCCCAUUCUUUUCCUGGUGAUAGAGUGGCUUUAAAUACAUAUUAUAACACACUGCUAAUGUGGACUUUCUGCUUGUAUCCUUUUGUUAGAUCUAAUGAGACGUCAGGAAGAGCUGAGGAGGAUGGAAGAGUUGCAUAAUCAAGAGAUGCAGAAACGCAAGCAGAUGGAGCUCAGGUGUGCAGUUUUUUUAAUUCUCUUUUUGGUCUCACAUGCGUUGCAGUAUUUGUUUUUUAAAAAAAAUGUAAUGUCCCCGCUUUCACAGACAUGAAGAGGAGCGUCGAAGACGUGAGGAAGAAACAAGAAGGCAGCAAGAGGAGAUGCUCAGGCGUCAGGAAAGCUACAAGGGCAACUACCCUGAUUCAGUAAGUCUUUGUUGGUGAUUUUAUUUGACUUUCAUUGAAUUUAAAAUAGUCACUGUCGGUUAAAGCUGUGGGUUGUUGAAUAAGUGGAUUCAAUAAUACUGCACAUCGUGUGUGUGUAUGUGUGUAUAUUUUUUUUUUUUUUUUUUCUCUCCUGGAGUAUUCGAAUGCUGAUCGUUUCAACAGUUUGAUUUUACCAAAUGAUUGAAUCAAACAACUUUUCUAAUGUGGAUAACACCUCUAGCUCUAACACUUAAGCAGCACAGGUACUUGAUGGAACCAAUAUAAGUGUCAAACAGUUAAGCAGGCUUUUAUUUAAUUUUUUCCCAUGGUGCUUAACCCCUUCAGGAUGGAGUCAAUAGUACACGUUCUGAUCAAAACAAAAUGUAAACAAAAAACUGGAAUUUACACUCUGUUCAACUGUAAUUCACCUCUUUCAUAUUAAGUGCACCCACACUUAUAUAUCAUUUUGUUCGGGAGAAACAGGGCUUUAAUUUCUCAAACUAUUAAUAUAUGAAACAUAACUUAUGACUAACAUUAAAGGCGAGAAAUUAAGAUUUGUUUUUUUUUUUUUUAAUUGUAGUUCUGCCUGACAUUUUAGCUGUAAAUGUCAUGUUUGCUUUUACUGCAGUAACAUGCACAAAUUUGUAUUUAGCAAAGUCUCACGAGUACAACAGUACCCCCAUUAACAGAUUUUACUGUGUUUUGGAAAGUUAGAGUCAAAUAUAGCACGUUCCAUUUUUUUGUUUUGUUUUUUCACAUUGAAAUUUGCCAGAUUAGUAAUGUUACUUUUGAGAUCGUGUUGUAGCCCAGGAUUGAGAAUUACCUCUAUGAUGGCAUACUAUUUGCAAAAAUGAAAUGCAAGCCUUAUAUUUGACUCUAACGAGUAAAACCCCAUGUACAGGUUUUAUGGUGUCUUGGAAAGUUACAGGGUUAAAUAGAGUGCUUGCAAAUUAAAUUCUCUGCACUUUCUGCCUGGAUUAUCAGGCACGUCAAUUACAUUUUAAUUAAAUCACAUAAUUAUGUUAAAAUAUUAAAUAUACACAGAAUUUUAAUAAAUGUAUUUAAAUUCUACGUGUAUAUGUAAUUUGUGUUUAUAUUUUCAUCAUUUGCAGUUAUUUGUAUUUUUUAUAUAUAAUAUCUCUCAAAAUAGAAUUAAAUUAUGUAUAAUUUGAAAAAAGUUAAUUCCAAUAAAUACAAAUAUUUUUGUGUAUAUAAAUAAUAGCAUGUUGAAGUGUGAAAUCCUUGUAAAAGAAAAGUACUUUUUUUAUGCUAUAGAGUAAAUUAUUCUUAUUUUUCAGAGGGAAGCUGACUUGAGGAUGGCACAGAUGGCAAUGCCAGGUACAGAAUUUUUGCUCUUAUAAUCUUUUAAUGUUAAUCCUCUGUGGAUGAUCUUAUAUCUGGAACAUUUUAUUCCUUAAACAGGUUCAAUAGGUAUUAAUAACCGCCCUCCCCUCAACGCUACUAAUGUUCCUGCCGGCACCACAGCUUCUGCUGGAGCUGGUGCAAUGAUGCCCGAAGGAGCUGCAAUUGGAUUGGUAAGAGGAAUAAGCUUGCCUUUUAGUAAACAUCCAACACGUAAAUGAAUCAAUGGUCUAAUGUACUUGUCUUUCUAGGCAACCCCACCAACUGAGCGUUUUGGACAAGCUCCCAACAUAGAAAGCCUUGGUGGAAACAACCAAACUGCAUUUCCCCGUGGAACUCCCGGAGGAGGGGAUUUUGGCCCUAACAAACGUCGGCGAUAUUGAUUGUAUUAAGCAGGGUGGCCUGUUCCACAGGCUUGUGAGACUGGUUUUGUAUUGGUAGUGUUCAUGUCAUAUAGGGCAUUCUUCAGAGCAAGUGGAGACUGAUCCUAGAUUUUUAUCAACAAUUUUUGUUGGGGGGGGGGUGUUUAAACCUACGUAUGGGCAGGUAAAUUUAUAUAAUGUGAAAAGCGCUGAGGAGUAGAUAACCCAUUUCACACUGGUCUCCAAAAGAGCACAGGUUAAUUUCAGUCCAGUGCCAUGGUGCCUCCCUUUCCUACCACCUUAGACCAUCAUGCAGUUUAAAUUUUUGUUGUACAUUAGUAAGUCUCUUGCUGCCCUAACCUCCAGCUGAAAAGCUGUUUUUUAUAUUUUAUUUUCCACUUUGGACCAUGAAUUUAUUUUGUAGACUAUUUUGUGUGGUUGUUGCCUGCUGGCUUAGGUUAUCUAAUUCAGCACGUCUAUUACGAUCCCUUGGCCCCAAUUCCUGUAUUCUGUUUGUUAAAUUUUCCUCAUCUUCUGCCUGAUGUAUGUUUUCUCCAUAAAGCUUGUUAGGAGGAACUUACUGGUUAUAAAGAAGUGACAUGUGAUAACCAUUCAUUAAUAAAUGGGAUUUUAAGUCUUUUUUUUUUUUUUCCAACACGUGUUUGUUUGUUUUUUGUUUUUUUUCUCUC